UUGUUUUUUUUUUUUUUCUUUCCUUCUGUUUUUUUCUUCCCCCUGAGGGGAGCUGGUCCCUGGUCAUGCCCCAGAGAAUCUGGACAAGACAAACUGGACUCUGUGGGUUAUUUUCUCAAAGGAGAAUAUGGAGUGGUGGUGAGAGAUCUGGAGAGGUUAGAGGUUAGAGGUUAGAGGGCAGAGUGGAGGGGUGAAUGAGGUCAAAACACUGAGAUGCUCAGGCUUAACAGAAAACAUCUGAGAAGAACUGAGAAACAAAAGUAAACAAUGACAGCUUAAAAGUUAGUUACUGUAAAUCCUGGUUGUUUGUGUUUGUUGUUUUGUUUCUGAGACAUGGUCUCAGCUCCAGCUCCUCUCAGCUCACGAUGUAACUCAGGCUUGCCUUGAACUUUUGGCUCUCCACCCCCACCUCCUUUUCAACCCCUAAAUGCGGGGAUUACGCUCAUGGGUCACAGCACCCGGUUUAUUGGAAAUAUUCAGAUUAUAAAAGAUCAAAUUAGUUAACCCUGAAAGAAAUAUGCCCAUUUAGUACUUUGUCAAAGAAAGCAGGAUACCAUGGCUUCUACAGUGUCAUGAAGAUCUGGUUCAAACACACCUGCUCUGGCUGCCCACCCUGGGCUUCUUCUGCUCCUCCCUCUCUACCCGGCUUCGUGCUCUGUUCCUGGAGUACCCCCCCCCCCCCACCCCUCACCCCUGGCCUCCUGCUCUGGUUUUGGGGUCCUCCCUGGUUUUACCUCCCUUCCCCAACCUUGGCCUCAUGCUGUGACACUACCCAAGUGGGCUCUGCCAGCCCUGCCUCACCAUCCUUCCGGAGGCAGCAGCUCCGUCCGCACUUCUGCCCAGUGUUCUCCGAGUAGUACUUGAGGAACUGGGCCCCCAGCCUCUGAGACUCCUCCAAGUCCAAGAGCAGCCCCGGGAAGCGGCGGAUCCAGCAAUCUCUGUAGAACACAGUAGGUGAGCAGAGCCCGUGCACUGUGCUAGCUAGCCCUAGCAGAAGCAGCAGCAGCAGCCCCGCCGCCCGCAUCUCUCGCUGUUGAAGGGAGGGGGCUGGAGCUGAGCAUGGGCUGCUAGGGUUGCAAGGGGUGUCUUUCUGCACCGGCGGCUCCGCACCUUUUUUGUUCCUUCCCAGUUGGGCCCCGGGAGAGCGCUGGCGCUGCUGCCUUGUCUGUGAACCCUGUCCAGCAAGUUUCGGUGUUCUGACCCUGACCCUUCCUCUCUUGAAGACGGGAAUGCUCCCCUCAGCUUUUCUUCUUUGUCUAGAAGUGAGGAGUCACAGACACCUUUUUCUAGGCAGGCAUAAAGGUCAGGAGAAACUAACCCGGAGCCCUACUGAGAAAAACAAUUACCUAGUCUCUUGACAUCAGAUUAAGAGAGGCUCUGUUUUCAGAAACAACACAUUGUUUUGUGAGGUGUUCUCUAUAGGCUUAAGAGCUGAUGACGAUUGCAUUUUUCCCCCCUAAGUUUGUUGUUCAGACUCCAGAGAAAACCAGUUCGUGUACUCGUUUGACUUUUUAUUAUUUAAAAAAAAAUAAAACUUGAAAGGAAAAAGUAGAAAUAUAUUUAAAAUGCUCAAUUUUGCCACAACUGCAAACCGAAGUCGUUUUCUUCUAAGUCUAAAAGAAACUAAGGAUUCAACCCACUGACCCCAAUUCAGCAUGUUCAUAAUGAAGGGAAAAUGUGACAGCUUUUAGAGGUCAUAUGGCUCCAUCCCCAGUAACUCCACGUAAAGUAAGAGAAUAGAGCCAGUGCCACGUACCUGCCUCCCUGCUGAACAUCACGCGUGUGCAUACAUCUCACACCAUGACACCCGUGUGGUAGGCAGAGACAACUUGCUAGCGCUGGGUUCUUCUGCUCCCACAUGGUUCUGAGGUUCAAACUCAGGAGUCCUCAGCAAGCAGUUUGAUCUGCCCAGCCAACAGUUUGAUUUGGACAGCUGGACCUUAUUUCUACUCUCUCUGUCCCUCUCCCCUCCUCCCUCCCUCUUCCCCUCCAUCUUUUCUCCAGACAGGGUUUCUCUGUGUAGCCCUGACUGGCCUCGAACUAAGAUCAGCCUGCCUCUGCCUCCUGGAUGCUGUGACUAAAGUUGUGGGCCACCACCACCCAUUGUUAGGAUUCUUUCUGGUUUGGGUGCUGUCAUGGAGGCCCAGGAUCUUGUGUGUGCUGGAUAAAUGUUCCCUCUGAGCUGGGAACACUGACCUUGAGAGACAGUCACUUUCAACCGAUAUGGUUUUGAGACAUAGUAUCAUAGUGCAGGUGUGGCUAGCCUGGGACUUGUUAUGUAGACCAGGCUGGCCUUAAACUCAGAUCUGACUGCCUCUGCCACCUAAAUUCUGGAAUUAAAGGUGUGUGCCUCAUGGCUCAGUUUGCCAGAGAAGUGUUUUCUUGACCCCAGGUAUAUAGCAGAUGCAUAAAUCAGACAGUCACUGAUGGUUUACCACAAAGAAUUUUAUUUUAAACAAUUCUUUGAUAUGUAUAGAAUUUUACCAUUUAUUAAGACAAAGUUUGUAUGCUAAUGAUAUGGAUGUGCUUGUUAAUUUGCAUAAAUUUUUUAGAAUUAAUUUACUCUGACAAUUUCACACAUGUAUAUAAAGUAUCUGGAGCAUACCCUCCCCUGAUUAGUUCCUCCCCCAAACACUUCUAGUGAACAUCCCCUCCCUACUUCAGGCCCUCUAUGGCCUCUCUCUCUCUCUCUCUCUCUCUCUCUCUCUCUCUCUCUCUCUCUCUCGUAAUCCUACUGGAAUGUUGAUCGUUCUUCUUGUUGGUUAUCUAGUGUAGACUACAGUUCUGUGAGCUCAUGAGUGUGAUCGCUGCUUCAUGUGCAGAAGACACAUUCCACAGCACUCCUCCCUACCCCCCCACCCUUACGUGCUUUUAGCCCCUUUUUUUUCAUGUUGUUCUUGAGCUUGUGGGGAGGGGUUGCUGCAGAAGUCUGAUUAGGGCUGUUAGUCACAUGUUCCCAGCACUUUGAUGAGCUCUCUGCUCACCAGAGACAGAGACUUCUUGGGCCAAGGCAGCACUGAUCUGUGGAUAUGAGCACAAGUAUUCAGGAAGUAACUUGACAACAUAUUCAUUUAGCAAAGCAACAGUGGUGCGCUCUCCUAGGGCUAUGACCUCCCAGGCUGUAGGCCUUUGAGCACAAAUUGUCAGUGUCUAAUGACCAAUGACAGCUCCAUGUACUCAAUAUGAUGACACUGAGCAAUGCAUUCACGAAGCCUUGAAACUAUAGUUCGCUACUUUGUAACAAAGGAGUUUAUAUGUGUUUGUCUUUAUGCCCAGCUUUCUAGAACACUGUGUGGCUUACUAAGAUCAUUGGAUCUUUUAAGACGCCCCACUAUAUUGUCAGGUGUCAAAACCUUGCAGGACCAGUGCCCAGUGUUGUCAGGUAACACUUCAGAUUCCAGUCCAGCUGACCUCACUGUGGUAAUGUGACCCUGGUUGAAUUGCCUCUCUAAUGAGAAUCAUUCUCAAAGGUUGGCUUUCUGGUUUGUUUUAAAAGGCAAGAGAAUACCAGUUGAAGGCGUGUCUCUGGUCUGCAAACAAAACUUCCAUUGGUAAAGAUUCUAAAGAGCCAGAGACUAAGAGCCUGUUCUUCUGGUGACUCACUGAAUCCUGCCUUGUUGCUGAUGGAGGCUCAGACAGAGCCUGGUCCAGCCUCUUUGAAGUCGGCCUUCCCAGAAGCCCCCAGACCAAUGUCUAAUGGUAGCCGUGGCACGUUGCCUUGCUGUAGUCUACUAGAUCCUUGCCUCUCACCUGAAACCCUCCUCAUACCCCAAACACCAAGAGUGACGGAUGGGGAACAGAAACCUGCCAAGAACGAUUCCAGGCCUGUCAAUCACAGGGCAGUUAGUGUCCUGAGUUUUUCAGAGUGUCCAAGAAAGUAACGAAGUAUAGCAAACCCCAGGUCCGUGUGUUGUGUCUCUUUCCCAUAGGAAGGCAGAAUCCUGAUAGGAUGUUCUCUGUACUUCGUAGCUCCUUACCCUUGCGUGUAUUCUGCAGACUAUAAUGACUUACAGCCCCCUCUUGGUGAAGCAGCCGACAGAUAUAGUAAUACUGAGGAAUGCAAGCUGGGACAUCAUGGGGCAGACACCAUGCUUCACUACAGACCUUGGAAUCCAGCCUUCCAACCAAGUGUCCCGCAAAGGAACACAGGAAAAAUGUCCUUUCCCAACAGCUAUGGCAGGGAUGGGGGUAGGUUGGGAUGAGAAUGGGAAAGUGCUACCCAGAGGGGACAAUCAUCUCCAUCCACUUGCCCCUUUUGCUGCCAUCUCUGGUGCUGGGGUCUGAACUCUCUCUGGAGCCCCCUCCAAGCCACUGCCUGCCUUCCUGUCUGUCUGCAGGACCGGUAGUCACUGCAAGACUGUCUGUCCUGUCCAUGGAGUUGAUAACUCUUCUAACAAAUUCGUUAGCCCCAGAAAUCCGUUAUUGCACCUUUGAAUCACACUGCAGGUGCAAAAUCUCUCAGUACUGACUGGCCUAGGAAAACUCACACAGGCAGGGACUGUGGGGCUGCGGGAAACACCAGAAGAUCAAGUACAAUGACUUUUGCGCAGGGGGAGAGCACCGCGAACCGACACGUUUGUUUGUAUCCUAACAUUGCUUGACAGUGGUUAAGAGUGCAUACUGCUGCUGCGGAGGACAGGAGGACUCGGCUUCCGCGUAGGGCAGCUUACAACCGUCUUUACCUCAGGCUGCAAGGUGAUCUGCCGCCUUCGGCUUCCCGGCACCUGCAUUCACGCGUACGAACCCACACAGACACAAGGAUUAUAGACUCAGAGAGGCCGUUUACUUCGAGGGCGCGUGACGCACCGGCGGGGCUGAGCCCAGGGCCCCGAGCGGCGGAAGGAAGGAAGCGCUAGCGCAGGCCGGGCUCCGCGGAGGCUGUGCGCCCGGGGGAGGAGCCUGAGCAGCCGGGCGGCGGGCGCAGCGGCCCAGCCAUGUCGGCCGAGGAGAUGGUGCAGAUCCGCCUGGAAGACCGCUGCUACCCGGUGAGCAAGAGCAAAUUGAUCGAACAGAGCGACUACUUCCGCGCUCUCUACCGCUCCGGCAUGCGCGAGGCCGUGCGGCCCGAGGUAUGAGGAGACCACAGAGCGCUGGUUCCCCCUGGCCAACAACCUGCCCCCCGACCUGGUGAACGUCAGGGGCUACGGCUCAGCCAUCUUGGACAACUACCUCUUCAUCGUGGGUGGUUACAGGAUCACCAGCCAGGAGAUCUCGGCCGCACACUCCUACAAUCCCACCACCAACGAGUGGCUGCAGGUGGCUUCCAUGAACCAGAAGCGAUCUAACUUCAAACUUGUGGCUGUCAAUUCGAAGCUUUACGCCAUCGGCGGGCAGGCCGUUUCUAACGUGGAGUGCUAUAACCCCGAACAAGAUGCGUGGAAUUUUGUGGCUCCCCUGCCGAACCCUCUGGCUGAGUUCUCUGCGUGCGAGUGCAAGGGGAAGAUUUAUGUCAUCGGUGGAUAUACUACCCGAGAUCGCAACAUGAACAUCCUGCAGUACUGCCCCUCCGCUGACCUCUGGACGCUGUUUGAGACCUGCGACGUCCAUAUCCGCAAGCAGCAGAUGGUGUCCGUGGAGGAGACCAUCUACAUCGUGGGCGGGUGUCUCCACGAACUGGGGUCCAACCGCAGGAGCAGUCAGAGCGAGGACAUGCUCACCGUGCAGUCCUACAACACGGAAACUCGGCAGUGGCUCUACCUGAAGGAGAACACGUCCAAAUCAGGCCUGAACUUGACGUGCGCACUACACAAUGACGGCAUCUACAUUAUGAGCAGGGACGUCACCCUGUCCACCAGCUUGGAGCACCGAGUGUUUCUCAAGUACAACAUCUUUGCGGACAGCUGGGAAGCCUUCAGGCGGUUCCCAGCCUUCGGACACAACUUGUUGAUUUCCUCUCUCUAUCUGCCCAAUAAAGCAGAGACCUGACUGAUUCAACAGUACUUAAAAGAAAAAUCUGGUUCAAGGGGGGAAAAAAACGAAAGGCAAGCCUUUGAAAUAUGGACUCCUGAAGAGACAAAGUGGGCUAACGUAGGUCAAGUGGGGAGGACGGCUCUGCUGUAAAUAAGCUUCCUUGAGCUAGUUACUUGAAAACGUGGGGUAAAGAGACCAACCGUAUUCUUUCCAGAUUGUUUUUUUGUACCAUGGGAACAAAUGUCACGAAAAGUAUUCAACCAAACCGAAGCAGUCUUGGGCCAACAACUAAAACCCACCCUUAAAAGUAGACUGCCGGGGUCUGCUUUGAACGGGUCGAGGUCAGUAGCUAAGAUCACAGUAGCAAUGGCUUUCUUCUGUGUUUUUCCCGUUGGGAAUGGAACCCAGGGCCUCACGCGAGUCCCGAAAGGAUGACUUUAAAGACACUUGCUUCAGGUCACCUGCGAUCUCGUCAGUAUGGACUUUUCCUUUUGGUGAUCAGCGUUUGACAAGCUUUAGGAUCCGCCCACCUCUAGUCUCCUGUUCCCUGUCACCCAGGCUCUCUGGGCAGACAUUUUAUCCUAUAUUUGCUUUCAGAAACCCCGACGGGCGUGUCCAACCUUUUGACAUUUAGAAAUUAUCAUUCUUUAACUUUGUGCACACUUGAGUUACCUUAAAAAAAAACAAGCCUCUUAAUGCUCUAAGUAAGUUCCUGACGCUGUGUUGGCUGCUACAUAGCUUUCCUUGGGGCCCACAAGCUGCAGUUGCCUUGCCUGCUACAGAGAUAGAGCCAGACAGAAUCCACACAGGCAGCCCGUCCAUCCAAAAACAUGGAGAGACACCUCCUCAGCCUUUCCAGUCUUUGUGCAAUUGAGAAUGCUGUGUAAGGCAGACUUACCUCUUAUCUCGUGUGUGGCAGAUGAGGGCUCUGUUCUUAGGAGAGUGCUAUAAACAUUUUAUAAGCUGAGUCUUAAGGGAGAGGGAGUACUGCGUAAGGAAAGAUGCCUUUGUGAGUUACUUUUAUUGAAUAUAUGUGACUUAGUUCUUGUUUCAAGACAAAAAAAAAAAAAACCCACCCCAACUUUUGCACAUUUCCACCAAGUUUCCUCCUAGCUUGGUCUUAGCCUUAGAUACAUAGCUGUGUUUUGCCUUUUUAAGGGAAUGGUGACUUUAGCUGAUGUGGUGCUAGAAAGCAGGGGAGAUGUUCUUUACAGACGUGGGAUGGCCUCUGCUGGCAUUUCUGAAUUGAAGUGAGGUGCUGGCCUCACAGCUCUCCUGCCAACUGCGGUGAGUAGCCUAAGGACCUGUCAAUCAUGGGCCUGUGUUUCUUAAAAGACUCAAGGGCCCACUUAGCGUGCACAAGAGGCCCCUGGGUUUAAUCUCCAGCACUUACAGCAACAGCAACAAGGUCCUCACCUACAGGGAUUUUGAUUGAAGAGCUGCUAUCUUGUAGUGGAGUCAGCUAAAGGAACCACACCAGCUGCAGGCAGCCGCCUUGCAUAUUUAAGUAUGCUCCAUAGAAAAAUAAUUAGAAUUACAGGCAGAUUUUCUCCCAGUUCCUUGCACAGCUGCUCACCUGGUGGCUGGGUGUGGGGGAGGGAAGCUGACCCCGAGUAGGUCUUCAGUGUCGAUGAGGGAGUCACUUCAGGGUUUCUUUAUAGCCAUGCCUCUAAUACAGCCUUAGAGCCUAGUUAUAAAACUCUUACUUGCACAACUGUUUAGCAGCUCAGUCUUUAUUUGAGGGAUGGUGACGGUUCUUAGUGUCUUGUCAGGAUCCAAUCAACCUGCUUACAAUGCUGUUGGAAGCUUAUAGGCCAUUUCCAGCCACAUCUGUUUUCAAACACUAAGUCUGUUUCUCUCUCUCUCUCUCUCUCUCUCUCUCUCUCUCUCUCUCUCUCUCUCAUUUUUUCCUCUUAAGACAGGGUAUUGCCUUACAAUCCAGGACAACUCCAAACUGGAGAAUCUCUCACCUCAGCCUCCUAAGUGCUGGGACUGCACGUCUCUUGCUAUUGUGCCUGCCUUUAUGUAUUAGUUUUCAAACUGUUUUUCUGGGUUCUUUAAAAAAUACAAAACAAAACAAAAAAACAAAAACUCUGAACUGAAAUCUUCACCAAUAUGGUACAAUGGAUUUAAUUUAUAUUCACUGUGGAAUUGAAUUUUGGGGAGUCUGUAAUUUCAUUACUGCACUUUAAAAUCUAACUUACGUUUGUUCCUAUGCAUCCUCAUUGCACGCAGCCCAGUCCUGAGUUUUCAGAGGAGACUGGAAGUUGAGUUAGCAGUGGACAAAGAAGGGCAAUUGUCUUGUGAAAAGCCACAUCUUAAAAGCACAUUAUGGUGUCUACCUGUUGACUAGUUCUCUUCCUGAUAGCCAUCUUUGGACAUAUUUCCUAACGCCAGCAACUAGAUUCUUGGACCAGAUGAAGUUGUAACACUGACAUCCAGGAAGCUCUCACCCAGACUUGACAUGUAGCCAGUGUGCAGGACAUGGCUAUGAGGGUUUAGAUGCACAGACUCCCAACAGAAGUUUGUUGUUCUUGCUGCCAGCUAUGCUUGGAGAAGAGUCGUGUCAUGGAACUGGAUGGGUUUUAGGACAUCUGUCCGCCUGUGCCCUUUACCUGUCUGGGCAUUCUGGGGGCACUUGGAGUUCAACUGGUGCCAAUUGCAGGCUUCAGCCAGGAUGAUAGCAUUGGUUGAAAACCUUCCCUUCCUCGGGCAACUCCUUCUGUGAUACUUUGUAUUUUCUUCCCAUUCUCUGUUGCCUUAUCCACCCUCGGAUGCUUCUGAGGGGUUCUGACUCCCACUGUGUAACAGGCAGCGUCAGGGAGUAUCCUCAUGGGAGCUGCCUGCCGACUGUGCACUCCUAUUCCGAGAGGCUUCUUCCCUUGGCACCAGACAGGUUCUGAGAUGACUGUGUAAGAACCCAUAACUUCUGCAGCCUGGGCUAAGAUAUACUGUCAACCUAGAAGACUGGGGAUGCUGGCAAGAAACAGAAAAGGCUUAAGAUUAAUCGUGAAACCAAAGAGACUUUGACCCCUGUUUUCUGAUGUUUCUAUAGCCAAGAACCCAUCGAUUUUAAAUGCGUUAGGUUUCCAUUCAAGCAGAGUGAAGGAGAGGAUACUUUAGCUCUAUACUGGAGGACAGAGGAAAAUAUUUCUUUUUAAUAAACAGUUAUUUAUAGAUCAUUAGGGCUUCAGUCCUCAGAUUUCCAGGUAAAGUUACAAGCCUGUUUGGCCAAAGAGGAAAAUAGAAGGAGCCCUGAUGUCUUUGUCAAGGUGUUUCAUGAGCUUCGCUUAGCACUGCUGAUCUAAGGGGCUUCACAGCAAAAUGGAACAUGCUGAAGGCUGCCUCGUCCUUACACAGGAGUGCAGAGUCUGUGUGUAUACUCUCUCUCUCAGGAGGCCUGUCAAUCAGGGCUACCCGAUAUCCCUGCCAGCCCACAGAGUGAAGUGAAUACCAGUUCCCACCCUGCUUCAGAGAUAGUCUGUGUGAAAGGAGCUGCGAUCUCUGGAAGCAGUGCACUACAUCAACUUCCUUCCUUGGUGACCAGAAACAUUGAGUGUUGGUGUGACACAGAGCUUAGUCUGGGGACACCGACUGAGCCCCUGACCCUGUGACAAUGUGUUCUCAUUUCAGCCACCUGGGGGUCAGAGAUGCCUGCUUUAGUCAGGCACAGUGGGCUCGGUCUGGUGUCCCAAUCUGCCCACUGCCUUGUGAUUUAGUAAUAAUCCCAGGAGCUUGUUUGUCCUUAAAUCCGAACGUCAUAGCCUAUGCUUCAGUUUUUUUUUUUUUUUUUUUUACUGUGCGCUUUUAUUUUAAAAGUUAACUACUUUUUAUAAUCCUUGCACUUCGCAGUUUGUGAAAACACAGAAAUGAUGUUGAAUAUGUUUUUAUUUAGAACUCACUCAGCACUGUAGCCCUGCAGAUGGUUCUAAAGAAGGAGGAGGGAGAGCAGGUAAAGAUUUGGCACGAGCAAGCUCAGUGCUGAUACAUUUAUGCCUUUGCCUUUAAAACUUUCGGGUGGAAGAACUGAACAAUGCUCCCUUGGAUACUUUGUUACUGGGCUUGGUUGAGUUUGCCUUGCUGCUGACUGUUGAGUGGUUUCCAUCCUGGGUUUAGUACACGUGUUUGCUUUUCACUUUCAUCAGUUUGGGAACACAACAGGAAAUAUAUAGUGACUGCUAGCUGCCACUUGACAUAGCCAUAUUCACCCAUUCCUACAGGAAGCCCAUGAGAUGAAAAAGAGGGUCCAUUCCGAAGAGCCCAGGGUGCUCAGUGUUUCCGUAGGGCUGCUUGGUGCUUUCCAUAGCGUGUCACUGGCAAAGCAAAGGAAAAUGUGAUUUGUUGUAUCACUUCAGGGUGGGAUGUUUCUCUGUCCCUCCAGUGUUUUCUUACCUAGUUAUUUUUUAUGGAAAAGGAUAAUUCUCGAAUUAUACUCUGUUAUGACUAACACUUUUCUUCGUUUGAAAGAUUGUACUGAGUCCAUAGUUUGGAGUAUGGCAUUCACACACACACACACACACACACACACACACACACACACACACACACACACACACACACAUCAGCAUUGUCGCAUAUCCAUAACAGUGUUUGCGCUUCUGACACCUGUGAACCACGGAGCUGUGUUCAUUUUGUCUUUUUGGACGAUGGAAGGAAAUGUGUUCAAAUAAAAUAGCUCUCAAUCA
Rattus norvegicus (Norway rat) is the source of this 10595-nucleotide messenger RNA. It is a transcript of the gene Klhl42, whose product is annotated as kelch-like family, member 42. NCBI's taxonomy places the organism in Eukaryota, Metazoa, Chordata, Mammalia, Rodentia, Muridae. The record is from RefSeq and is a predicted model, not a curated record. Gene Ontology annotation, biological process: proteasome-mediated ubiquitin-dependent protein catabolic process; protein polyubiquitination; regulation of microtubule-based process. Gene Ontology annotation, cellular component: spindle; Cul3-RING ubiquitin ligase complex. Gene Ontology annotation, molecular function: ubiquitin-protein transferase activity.